This is a messenger RNA of Phaeodactylum tricornutum CCAP 1055/1, 480 nucleotides long. RefSeq lists its product with no specific name. The annotation marks the transcript as partial. NCBI's taxonomy places the organism in Eukaryota, Bacillariophyta, Bacillariophyceae, Surirellales, Neidiaceae. The record is from RefSeq and is a predicted model, not a curated record. The transcript has a single exon. Gene Ontology annotation, molecular function: acyltransferase activity, transferring groups other than amino-acyl groups.
AUUCGCUUUCGGGAAGUUCGACCUACGGACAUUCCGGCAGUCGCCCAGAUUGAAAAAGCAUCUUAUCCCGAAGACGAAGCUGCUUCAAAAUCGGCUUUACAAUACAGGCAGCACCACGCCGCUCCAUAUUUUCGAUGUGCAGUAGUAGGAGGUCAAGACGAUGACAACGAUGUGGUAAUCGGGUACAUUUGCAGCACCCGUUGUCGUGAAUUUGAGCACGAAAGUAUGUCGCUACAUAUUCCGAACGGCAGUCUCCUUGCGAUACACAGCGUCGUCGUUCAGCAGAAAUAUCGCAAGAGAGGUAUUGCGACUGCAAUGCUGAAAGAAUAUGUUGAAGACGUCCAAAAAAACAACGACGGUACCAUUGAAAAAAUGGUGCUUUUGGCAAAGAAAGACUUGUUGGCGUUCUACGUUGAAUGUGGGUUCCAAGUAAAACAACUCAGCUCAAUCGUUCACGGUAGUGAACAGUGGUAUGACUUG